Dendronephthya gigantea is the source of this 2193-nucleotide messenger RNA. RefSeq names its product inward rectifier potassium channel 2-like. The coding region runs from base 874 to 2040 and encodes 388 amino acids. Gene Ontology annotation, biological process: potassium ion import across plasma membrane; regulation of monoatomic ion transmembrane transport. Gene Ontology annotation, cellular component: plasma membrane. The record is from RefSeq and is a predicted model, not a curated record. NCBI's taxonomy places the organism in Eukaryota, Metazoa, Cnidaria, Anthozoa, Malacalcyonacea, Nephtheidae. Gene Ontology annotation, molecular function: inward rectifier potassium channel activity. The transcript is spliced from 2 exons.
GUUAAGUCCUCUUACUAGAUUGCUUGCCUAUAUAUAGUCUCGUAUAUAGUUUAGGUCAACAAAUUUCCGUAUGCAGGCCCUCGACAUAAUGAGGUGAAUUUAAUAAAAUAACAUUCAAGCGCGUUUGUAAUCGCUGUUAUCGCUUAAAUCAACAGUUUAUUGACAAAUAUUGUCAUGAUGCUUUUGCAAAUCAACGAAGCACAACCGAGGCUAAUACGUGUGUUAAUCAUUUCUUAUUAAAUUUUACAUUUAUUGACCCUUUGGAUGGGAUUCCUGAAAAGCCACAAGUUAUGAUAAACCUUGCUGCAUCGUAGCUUCCGUAGUAUCGCGUGCAGGAAAGACUCGGAGAGCAUUCCUAGUAUAACUAUCACUGUCUCACAUCCUCUGUGGCAAUUAUAACGAAAACACGCACGAUGAUAACGAAAGAACAACAAGACAGUAAUAAUGCAAUCUCCGAGUACGACUGGCAUAUACCUGUCGCGUGUGUAUUAAAUUUCGGGUUGUUUAAUUUUCUAAAGUGUUUCGUGACGUGUUUGACCUUACAGCCGCAAGAAGGAGGAGAAUUCAUCAAAAACUAAUAUUGUUCAACGCUGCGCUGUCGAUGACGAAAUGUGCUCGAGCUCAUUUUAAUAUUGUUUCCCUUUGGGGUCUGGUUCCGGAUCAGCGUGCAUAUAUAGCCAGUGUCUUAUUUCCGUCUCACACACACACAAGCAGCGCCAACGUAAUUGCUGACAAAUCAGACGGUAGUCAGGAGUAUUGUUGUGGUACCAGUUACUAGCAGAUUCAUACCACCAGUUUAAAGAUAUAAAAUAUACAAGUUGGACGCUAAAUUUUGUCAACACGUUGGUCUUUGGUUCCGGCUUCGGGAUCUAAAUGCCGAGAUCCUGGCUUCAUCGCCAAACUCGCUGUCGUAAUAAGAUGCCAACAGAGUUAACUAUACUUCGUGGUAAAAAUCCGUCGAACGAACACCCAAACUUUAUCUCAGGCGAGAGUUCUCACGUCGCAGCCCAUUGUAAAGGACGGCUGGUCUCACAAAAUGGACGAAUCAAGGUGGCAAAUUCAAACGUGCCCGGGAAACACGAGCGAUACAUUGACGACUUAUUCACGACUAUUCUAGAUAUGCCCUUUAGAUGGAUACUUGGUAUUUAUUCGAUGGUGUACCUGGCUAGUUGGUUAGGGUUUGGCACAAUUUGGUUUAUUAUACACCGCGUACGUGAAUCAAAAGGCUACGACGAGUACUAUUGUGUCGAGAAAGUUGAUAGUUGGACGUCGGCGUUUCUCUUCUCCAUUGAAACUCAAACAACAAUAGGUUACGGCGGCAGACAGGUGACACCAAACUGUCCGGAAGGUGUGGUACUUCUUUUAAUUCAGACUUUAGUUGGCUCAUUUAUAGCCGCGACUUUACUGGGGAUCGUGUUCGCCAAAGCAUCGAGGCCUAAAAAACGCUCACGAACUGUGCUAUUUUCUGAGAAAGCCGUGAUAGGAAUGAGGGACGAUAAUCUCUGCCUCAUGUUUCGAGUCGCUGACCUCAGGGCAUCGCAAUUACUGGAAUGUCACAUACAAGUGGAGAUGUUUUAUACACGUCAGACAAACGAGGGAGAGUUGCCGUAUUUCCACGAAAAAUUGAGCAUCGGUAAUGGAUUUGAGUCUGAAGGUGAAGGCGAAGAGAUAUAUUAUACCUUUAUGAUAAUACCAAACACAAUUGCACACGUUAUUAACAAAGAUAGUCCGCUUUACUCCAUGAGUAGUUUGGAUAUGCUUAAAGCGAAUGUUGAAUUGGUCGUGUUUUUGGAAGGGGUCAUCGAAAGUACAGGCUUGACGAUGCAAGCUAGAACGUCUUACACAGCAAAUGAAAUUGUCUGGGGAUGUAAUUUCGUUCCAAUGCCUCGCCAUGAUGAUUUGUUUUUCAAAGGGGAACUCGAGGUCGAUUUUUGCCAUUUUAAUAAAUUUCAGCCGGUUAGUAAAAUGCCUGUGUGUUCGCGAGGGAUCAUGAACUCGGAAGACGAGACGAAAGGGGAAGAGAGUGCUAGCGAUGGAUAGAAGAGGUGAUAAUGGUCACGGCGGUGCAAAUGGGGUGAAUAAGGAGCAGAAUGCUUUACCUGGGGUGAAGAAUGAACAGAAGAACGGACAGGAGAAGGAAGUUGUGUCUAUGUCAAGGUCUAAAGACGGAUGCGAGGUGUUUCAAAAUGGAUU